AUGCCAUCGUUCCAGCGGCUCAAACACCCCUUUCGACGCCCUACUCAUUACUACACGAUCCAUGAACCAUCUCCUACACCAAGACAAUUAGAAGAACGACGUGAGAAGGAGAGGCGAAGGGCACGCGACAAGAUUGAGAACGACCUUGAUGACGGGCGUGUGGGGCCUAGGAGUAGUGAUUCGCCUGAUGAGCUUCCAGUGAUUAUCGACAGAGGUCCAUACAGGGGUCACAUUUACCCACGGGAGCAGCUUUUCUUCAACAGCAUCAUGCUGGCCUCUGAUGUAGAGCCGAUUUGCGCUGGCCCACUGGGAGGAGAGCUUAGACAGGAGGUGCACAGAGCCCCAAUAAGGCGUCCAAAGACGCAGCGUGAGCAGAAGCCACGUUCAAGGCCUGUGCCAAGUGAAUACUUAACCGCGUCACAGAACGCAGAAAAUCUAAGACAGUGGGAAGAGCGGAAUAAGGUUCAUGAGAUAGAGCAAAGAGAGUAUCCGAGACCCGUGCCGAGUGAGUAUUUGACGGCCAAACAAAACGCUGAGAACUUGCGGCGGUGGAAAGAACGCAGCAGGAGUCUUGCAGCUCCACGGGCACAAGUUCUAAUGCGGACUCCGUCUUCCCCAAGACCCCCAUCUCCACCAAGGGGACCGAUCACCCCUGGCACUAGGGAAUGGGAUGGCUUCAUGGACUUCCCUUUGGAUAAUUCCGUAUACGCUGAUGGCAGCAAAGAGGCCACUGUGGAUGUACCUGACUCAGCAUGCAUCCUACCGACGAUAUUCACACCUGAUGCCCCACCGCACCUGACGGAUGCCCCUGAGACUGAUAUUGAUUCGGUACCGCAGGCUGAUUUCUCUUCCACACCAACUCAAUCAGAUUGUUCACAGAAAAAGGCUGAAGGAAAUGCCUCGAGAAGACUAGAAAUCCGAUUGUCAACCGGAAGCGAGCAGCCUGAACGGCUAACAUGGAACUCAGCGCUCAACAGUAUCAUACGCAAUGAAGCCGUCGAUCCAGUCAUGAGAGCAAGAGUCAGAGAAAGAAUUGAACGUAGUCUCACCUCUGCUGAUCAAAAGCUUUUUGACAAGAACUCUUACCCUGUUACUAUGAAGGACGCUGGUCUUGUUCCAAAUUUCAGCCACCCAAGUGCUGGGAGUGAGUUUCAUGACCGUCUUCAGUCUGGACAGGCGGACCGGUCGUUGUCACUGGAAAAGUUUAGACAACUCGAGGAACAACAGGAGGAACAGUCACUGCCUAAUGGCGUGAAUGCUGGAUAUCACAAUCGUUCGAAUUCAAGUAGCGCUCUCUAUUGUUCUCCCCCGCACUCCGACUGGCCACUACGCGGAGGUAAUGAAGAGAGUCCACCUCAGCUAACUAAUGGUGUACCACCAGGUUACUAUUCUUCGUCAUCGGGCUCUAGUGACGACUCCAAUCAUGAUCCCUAUCAUCGCCCACCGUCACCCCCUGAUCGUGUGCCAGAGCAUGUCUUCGCCUUUCUCUGUUCUCUACUGACACCGUCCGAACUCGCCCUCCACUACGAUGUCAUCUACGAUUCGGCUCCUCCAUAUCCUCCACCAUUUCCCAAUCUUGUACCACGCAGCAAUGCCAUGUCGGCGAUCCCAUUAGACGUGCGUCUUGUCCAAAAGCUACACACUGCGGUUUACGGUCUCCAAGAUCGCAUCGUUGGCGUAGAAGAAGACCUCAUUCCAGAACUUAGCACAAAUCUGGAGAACAAGCACCUCCAGAGGAGACGCAAAGCAUGUCGUGGUCGGCUUGCUCACAUGUUCUCACGUGGCUCAGAUGCUACUAUUCGAGAGGAUGAGUUGCUGCACUCUCAUAAGCCAGGAGAUUAUGUGGCCCAGACUCAGCUGUUUGGAAGAGCAGCACAGGGCCCUCUUAAGAAGAAGGAACUUGACGCUGUUCUGCUAAUGGCGAAACAAAAUGUCAGCAUACUUAUCGAGGAUUUGGGGGAAGCAAAGGGGUUGGUGGAGGCGUUUGAAGAGAGAAACGAAGUAAACGAAGAGGUGCUGCCUGCGGAAAGCUGCUGGAAGCUAGGAUCGCAAAUGCGAUACCAGUCCUUGGGUGCAGUAUUGGGUGACCGUAAUGUACGGACUUCGGACGAUUGGACACAUAUGAUUGAGGCAUUCGAGAACGACCACGAGAGCAUUGUUGAUAUCCUUAUCGAUUGGGAUGCCGAUGUAUCUACCCUCACAGAAGAUGGCAGGACAGCGCUUUCGAUUGCUGAAGCUCUCGGUCAACUGACAAUCGUAGGAAAGUUCAAGUGUGCUAUCAGUGGAUUACAAGAGACUAUGCCUAACGCCUUAGUUGAGAACUGUAGAGAAUAG
Molecule: messenger RNA, 2334 nt
Organism: Alternaria alternata
Lineage: Eukaryota; Fungi; Ascomycota; Dothideomycetes; Pleosporales; Pleosporaceae
Exons: 4
Coding region: 1-2334 (777 amino acids)
Source: RefSeq, a predicted model, not a curated record